UACCCAGAUAGCAUUCUACGGACAGGUUUUUAAUCGGCCGCUCCUUACAUCCAAGACCAUUGGCAGAGUAAACGGCGCUGAGCUCACUCUGAGGUCUUCGUCAGAUAGAAACUAUGUUGUUCAGCGUGGUCUUCCUUGGGUUCCUUGCGACCGGUGCUCUCGCCGGUUCGAAAUAUGAAGCCAACUCCUAUAUAGACAAUGUGCUGCGCAAUUAUCUCCCAAACAACGUUCGCGUCCAGUCGCUGGACCCAGCCAACCUGCCAGAGAUUAAGGUUAAGGUCCCGGGGAAGGGCUUGUUGAGGACCUUCAAGGCGAAACUUACCCACGGACAGCUGUACGGGCUUUCUCAUGUCGUCCAGCGCCGCGGUGACUGCUCUGCCCCUGGGUGGCAGGGAGGGAAUGUCACCCUUGGGUGCUGGCUUGCGCUGGAUGGACUGAGGAGCCACUUCGAUGUUUCGUCCAAAGGCGAUUCUUUUUUCGACAGCAAAAAGAAGUACUCGGUUGACUUGGUUGUCAAAAACACCAACCUCUUCGUCGAAGUCAGUCAGCAGAAGCCUAGGUCGCCGUAUGUGAAGACCUUGAGUGUGGCCGAUCUUUCCUUCGACCUGAGGUCCUCCAAGACUCUGGACCUGAAUAGUAAACGAUGGAAACAACUGGAGGCAUCACUAAAAGAAGCAGUCCAGGGAGGCGUCCGCAGCCUCUUGUUCGGCCCUUUCAAGCAGGCCUUGGAUCUCUCUGUUCAGGCUCUUCAACUGCCUGCAGCUUGAAAAGUUUCUUUUCAAUAAACACAUUCAAACAAG
Ornithodoros turicata is the source of this 800-nucleotide messenger RNA. RefSeq lists its product as uncharacterized. The record is from RefSeq and is a predicted model, not a curated record. The transcript is spliced from 4 exons. NCBI's taxonomy places the organism in Eukaryota, Metazoa, Arthropoda, Arachnida, Ixodida, Argasidae. The coding region runs from base 114 to 767 and encodes 217 amino acids.